Molecule: messenger RNA, 780 nt
Organism: Geosmithia morbida
Lineage: Eukaryota; Fungi; Ascomycota; Sordariomycetes; Hypocreales; Bionectriaceae
Product: Zn pept
Exons: 4
Coding region: 1-780 (259 amino acids)
Biological process (GO): proteolysis
Molecular function (GO): zinc ion binding; metallocarboxypeptidase activity
Source: RefSeq, a predicted model, not a curated record
AUGAAGCUCCUUUGCAGUUUUGCCGUUGGUACCGGUAAUUGUUUCGAGCACGGCAUCAUCGCACCUACAGGACUCGGCAUGGGGGGUUCUGACAAGGACUUCAUUCUCAGCGUGGAUGAGGUGACGUUGGGCCUUGCUGGUCUCCAAGCUGCCUAUCCUGACAAGGUGAAGCUCCCCAGACCGCCGUUCAAGACGUAUGAAGGACGCUGGAUGCAGGGGGCGGUUGUGAGAGUCGAAGAUGGGAGUGGCGACAACGGCAUUCUGGGUCCCCGGGCCUUCAUCAUGAGCGGGAUUUCGCGCAUGGAGGAAUUCUUGGUGCUGGAUGUGGAAGAUGCCUUGACGGCUGGUACCGUCAUCCUCCCUCUGGCCAACCCGGACGGCGUGGCGUACGACCAAACCACAGGGACAUGUUGGUGCAAGAACCGACGGCCACUCUCGCAGCUGAGGGGCAGUACUGGACUACAAGGCGGCCUUCAAUCGGGGCGUGCCUUAGUCCAGGACGGUGACUUCGGUCGACUAGUAUCGGAGAUUUACCACGGCAAGCCAGCCGAGUCGGAGCCUGAGACACGGGCUGUGAAAUGGAUCCUGGCCAGCUUCAACGAGACGCUCUCGUGGAUGGCGGACCUCCAUUCGUACGGCGGUAAAGUUUUGUACGCUUGGGGCGACAACAAUGCAGGCAGACAGGACCCCGAACAGACGCUGAGCAACCCGGAGUACGAUAGACAGAGGGGAUUUAUGGGGACGGAUCCCGUCGACAGCCGGUACAAGGAGCACAUCUGA